This is a messenger RNA of Cucurbita moschata (crookneck pumpkin), 1542 nucleotides long. RefSeq names its product protein trichome birefringence-like 37. Gene Ontology annotation, cellular component: Golgi apparatus. The transcript is spliced from 5 exons. Lineage: Eukaryota; Viridiplantae; Streptophyta; Magnoliopsida; Cucurbitales; Cucurbitaceae. Gene Ontology annotation, molecular function: O-acetyltransferase activity. The coding region runs from base 161 to 1255 and encodes 364 amino acids. The record is from RefSeq and is a predicted model, not a curated record.
CAUUUUUCCCAACCCACGUUACCAAAUCAUGUGAUUGAGAGCUCUGUCCCUCACUCUCUCUCUCCGGCCUCCAUUUCCUUACAUAAACUCACUUGAGGGCUACUAAAAGCUUCACAUUCAUAGCCCAAUCAAAGUCUUUUUGGAGCCAAAAAUCCAAGAAAUGGGUUUUGGGGUAGUGGGAGUGAUUUUAAGUCUACUCCUUGUUCUUCAAGCUUCUGGGUUUGUGUCAGUGCAGCAAGCAAACGCAGCAGGAUUCAACACAUUAAAAGGAAGAAAGCAAGCGAGUGGGUGUAAUCUGUUUCAGGGAAAAUGGGUAGUAGACCCCUCUUUCCCUCUUUACAAUUCCUCCACCUGUCCUUUCAUAGACGCCGAGUUUAAUUGCCAAAAAUAUGGCAGACCCGAUACUCUUUACCUCAAAUACUCGUGGCGACCCGACUCAUGUACCCUUCCAAGAUUUGACGGAGUGGAUGUUCUGAAGAGAUGGAGUGGGAAGAAGAUAAUGUUCGUGGGAGACUCACUGAGCCUGAAUAUGUGGGAAUCGCUUUCGUGUAUGCUGCUAGCGGCGGCGCCCAACGCCAAAACCACCUUCUUCCGGAGGGACUCCAUCUCCUCCGUCUUCUUUCAGGAUUAUGGAGUAACACUGCUCCUGUAUCGGACGCCAUAUCUUGUGGACAUAGUGAAAGAGGACGUAGGGCGAGUACUGAAACUAGACUCCAUCGAGGCCGGCAAGGCGUGGCUAGGAAUGGACGUUCUGGUUUUCAACUCCUGGCAUUGGUGGACCCAUACAGGAAACUCUCAGGCGUGGGAUUUGAUACAGGAUGGGACGACACUGUCUCAAGACAUGGACCGUUUGGUAGCAUUUUACAAGGGAUUGACGACAUGGGCCAGAUGGGUUGACCUCAAUGUCGAUCCUACAAAAACAAAGGUCUUCUUCCAAGGAAUCUCGCCUACCCACUAUUUGGGGAAGGAAUGGAAUGAGCCCAAAAAGAACUGUAAUGGAGAGAGUGAGCCGCUAACCGGAUCGAUGUAUCCGGGGGGCGCGCCACCAGCUGUGGAUGUUGUAAAUAGAGUGUUGAGUAGGAUAAAAGUGCCGGUUUACUUGCUGGAUAUCACCACUCUGUCUCAGCUGAGGAAAGACGCUCAUCCUGCUGGUUAUAGCGGCGAGAUCUCUGGGACGGAUUGCAGCCACUGGUGCCUUCCUGGAUUGCCUGAUACAUGGAACCAGCUCAUGUAUGCGGCUCUUUUAACCAUGUGAGCCUCAAAUCAACUUACUUCUCUCAUUUUUCAACAACACAAAAUAAGAAACAGGUAACAGGGAUGGUACACAGAAUAGGAGCAGAUGAAUGGAUAUGAUAGUGUAAAAGGGUGGAUGAUUUGUGGCUGUUGUGAUUACAAACAUAGAAUUUUAGGAAUCAAACUUCUGGUUUAUUCAAUUUAGCUUCUACCCAUUUGCCUCUAUAGCUUCAUUUCAUAGUGAUCUACUUGUCAAAUGAAUUGGCUUUCCUGAACUUAUCUCUGCAACUAGCAGUCUUGUUUGCAUUA